AAGUUUAAAUUUUAUGGAUAAAACUCACCGUAGGAAAAACUCAUUAUCUUCUUCAUCAUUUAAUCAGUGUCGAUUUCACAAAAAACAAACGAAAACAGAUAUAAGUUAAGUUUUAAAGCACUUAUAUUUAUUUUCUUUUAUUUUUGUUAAUGCGGUCCACAGUAAAACUUAACAUAUUUUAGAUACUUGAAAGUUGAGGAAGUUUGUUGUAAUCUUACAUUUGCAUUUGUGGGGCUAAAAAAAGACCAAAAAGAUCUUUAAUCUCUUCUCUUUGAGCACACUUUGCCACUCUUUGCAGAAGCAUCAUCUACAAGCUCUCAUAAGCUAAAGAUGAUGUAACAUGAAGAAAAUCUAUAAGAAGUCCAACAACAAUUAGAAGGGAAAAAAGCAAAAAAAAACAUAGCCACAAAAAAAAGGAAGAAAAGAAAAAGAAUCAAACUCUUAUAGUGGUUGUCAUUAUCAACAACUACUAGACAUUAUACUAGCAAGUGCAUCAAGAAUCACAAAUUUUGAAGCAUAUACAUUAAAUCAAGUGGCAUAAUCAAAUUGCAUACUACAAAAAUAUCAAUAUGUAUAUGCAAGAAAUAGAAAAACAAUAGAACCAUUGAUUCAAAUUCAAAGGCAUGGGAAUGAAGAGCACAGGUGGAGAAAUAGUUCAAGUUCAAGGAGGUCACAUUGUUAGAGCAACAGGUAGAAAAGAUAGGCAUAGUAAGGUAUAUACUGCGAAAGGUCCUCGCGAUCGACGUGUUCGUUUAUCAGCACAUACAGCAAUUCAAUUCUAUGAUGUUCAAGAUCGUCUCGGCUAUGAUAGACCGAGUAAAGCCGUUGAUUGGCUUAUCAAAAAGGCGAAAUCGGCUAUUGAUAAGCUUGAUCAACUUCCUCCAUGGAAUCCAAUUCCUAAUGCAACAGAAGAGUUACAAGAGGAAACAAAUGCAGUAGAAACAAAUGAAAUGGUUAUUGCAGCAGAAAAUUCAGAAUCUUCUGGUUACAAUAUGCAGCAGAAUAAUCACAAUCACAAUCACCAUAACCAUUCAGCUUUCAUUCAAUCAAGUAUUGAUAAUGAUGCUAUAGCAUUUUUUCCAACAAGUUCUGUUGCUGAAACUAUGAAUUUUCAAAGCUAUUCUUCUGAUAUAAUCUCAAGAACAAACAACUCAACACAAGAUCUUGGUCUUUCACUUCAUUCAUUUCAAGACAAUUCAGCUUCAAAUGAUCAAACACUUUUCUCUGAAUCAAACCCUGUUGGAUUUGAUGCUAAUUUUCAUAGGAUUGUGAAUUGGAACAAUGAUCAUGGAACAACUGAUAUGAAUAGAACUGGUUUUAUGGUUAAUUCGCCUGCGUUUUUAGGCCAAGGUUCGGCUUUUUCCGCCCAUAGGGGGACCCUUCAGUCCAGUUUUUCGCCUUCUCUUCGUCCUUGGAAUGAUAUUCCAAUGACGGAUUCUUCGGUAGAUCAUCAUCACAAUCACAAGUCUCAUUCUCAUCAACCAAUUCACCAAGCUUCUAUCUUUGGUAGCAGGUUUUUGUCUGAUGCUUUGACAGGUUACUGUAUUCCUGCUAGGAUUCAAGGAGACGAUGACAGCCACGGAGUUGGUUCCGAAAGGCCAUCCCCUUCUUCUAAUUCUCAUCACUAACAAGUAAUGUGACCUGCAUAAUGCUGCAAUCUUUCUUUUCUAUCAGGGGCAUUGUCUGCUAGAUAUGAAGACAUGGGAAGAUUAAGAUGGACACAUUUUGAUGAUGAUACACAAAAUUUGUCUGUUGGGUUCAACUUUUUUGUAACUUUAUUUAUUUUCUCUCCUUAUUGCAACCAUUUACUUUGGUGUUUUUUUUUUAUAAUUUUGAAACAAUUGAAUGUGGGUUUAUACCUUCCUUAAUUUGAAUCAAUGCUGCUAGAUAUAUUUAAGCAUUAUUAUGUAUUAUUUCAUGAUACUUUGCUCAAUUAAUAUAUGCCUUUGACUGCAUUCUGAUUUGA
Molecule: messenger RNA, 1966 nt
Organism: Trifolium pratense (red clover)
Lineage: Eukaryota; Viridiplantae; Streptophyta; Magnoliopsida; Fabales; Fabaceae
Product: transcription factor TCP4-like
Exons: 3
Coding region: 624-1628 (334 amino acids)
Biological process (GO): regulation of secondary shoot formation
Cellular component (GO): nucleus
Molecular function (GO): sequence-specific DNA binding; DNA-binding transcription factor activity
Source: RefSeq, a predicted model, not a curated record